AUGGAUUACCAGGCCAACAAGUUCGCUCGAUUGUACGAUCCCAACUGCUACCUGCUGCUGUCAAAGGCCAUGGAUCUGGCCAACCUGGGUCGCAAUGCGCUCAAUCUCGCCGAGGGCACUAGCCGCAUCUCGUGCGACACUCUGAUCAUCGGCAUUAAGCAGGACCUUUUGAUCCCGAUCCAGGAACAGCGCAAUCUGGUGAACAUCUUGCAGUCGUAUGGCCACAGUGCUCAGUUAAUGGAGGUGGAUUCCAAGUUCGGCCACGACGCCAUGUUCAACGGCCAAAUGCAGCGCGACGUCUUCUCUCCACUGGUACGCGAGUACGUUGAAGAACAGCUCGCCAACAUCCUGCCGCACGAGCAACACCGCUACAGCAGUCUGUAA
This is a messenger RNA of Phytophthora infestans T30-4, 384 nucleotides long. RefSeq lists its product as uncharacterized. The coding region runs from base 1 to 384 and encodes 127 amino acids. Gene Ontology annotation, biological process: L-homoserine metabolic process. The record is from RefSeq and is a predicted model, not a curated record. The transcript has a single exon. NCBI's taxonomy places the organism in Eukaryota, Oomycota, Peronosporomycetes, Peronosporales, Peronosporaceae. Gene Ontology annotation, molecular function: homoserine O-acetyltransferase activity.